Molecule: messenger RNA, 7019 nt
Organism: Ornithodoros turicata
Lineage: Eukaryota; Metazoa; Arthropoda; Arachnida; Ixodida; Argasidae
Product: synaptogenesis protein syg-2-like
Exons: 14
Coding region: 218-2488 (756 amino acids)
Source: RefSeq, a predicted model, not a curated record
CAAUGCACUGAACUCCGGCGUGUGUGCCACAGGCGUGAACAAUCGAAGCCCCGGCACCGCACCGUGCAAGCGCAACGAAGACUACUGCUCUGGACCGCUGCUGCGGCUAGCUGCGUGGCGCUGGGCUCGUCAUCGGCGACCCCUGUCGGGAGUUCGGAGUCCGGGCGUUCGCUCGCCAUCCCCCGCGGCGGACGCAGAGACAGAGUUGGCGCCGGAUAUGCCGCUCGUCAGCGUGCUCUCCAUGCGCCGGAUGCUCGUCGCCGCCGUGCUAGUGCACGUCGGAUUCUUGCUUGGCUUCUUCGACGCUUCAUUGGGCGCCUCCAGUUCAUCAGUCGACGUUGUGGAAGUGCUAUCAGGCUCCCAGGCUCGCCUGCCAUGCACGGCUUUGGUAGAUGGCAAGAACCCAACGGAGAUACGCUGGUGGAAAGUAGACAGCCAACGAGACGGUCGGCGUCAGGAACCUUUGUAUACAGUCGACGCUGGAAAGCAAGGGGUAGCGCUCGUUCAGGCAGAGCACCGGAUCCUGCCGGCAUGGAGGGAAAGGUUGCAUUUUUCGGUAGCCAGAGCGGCGCUUUCGCUACGAGAUGCUCAGCCGGAGGAUUCUGGCAUAUACCAGUGCGAAGUCCGUUUCGUGUCAGCAAAAUCCAGAUCGGCAACUGUGCGGCUACAAACAGUGGUUCCACCUGAACCUCCCGUACUAAAGGCUGAAGACGGUGCCUUGAUUAAUACCACCAAUGGGAUCGGUGCAUUGGACGAAGGGAAACCAUUCAGCAUCUUUUGCGAGCCCCGAGGCGGUAUUCCCCGGCCUUCUCUCUCAUGGCAGCUGCUGUCAAGCAAUGGAAGUGAGCUUCAGCUGGACAAUACAUCGGCUGUUUCCAGUUCUCCACAUCUGAGAGAAGGCGCAGUGUGGGCUCGCAUGGCUCGUCUUGAACGGAUGCAUGAAGGAGCCCGUCUUAGCUGCCUCGCAGCAAAUGCGAACGUCUCCACGCCAUCACAUGCUGAGCUGCUUCUCAGCUUAAAUCUUCGUCCAGUGAAGGUGACGAUCAAAGGUCAGCGUGGUCCCAUCUCCGCUGACGUAUCCGCCCAGGUGGAAUGCGAAGUAACAGGCUCAAGACCGUCUGCACAGAUUAUGUGGUGGCUGGAUGGCACAAGGCUGCGAGACACAAACGACGGGACAUCGCCCGACGUUCCUCGAGGCGUGUACUCUCAGACAAGCAUACUUCGCUGGACGCCAUCUUCCGCUGAUAACGGGAAGACGCUCGCCUGCCGCGCUGUCAAUAGGAAUUUCCCGCAAAGUAACCUGGAAGACACGUGGAUGGUAGAAGUUCAUUACAAACCCAGCGUGGAACUUCGCCUGGGAGCUGGUCUCGAUCCGUCCGGUGUUCGUGAGGGCCAUGACGCUUAUUUCGAGUGCAGCGUGGAGGCUAAUCCACCAGUUCGGGAGGUGGCUUGGCGUCUGAACGGCAAGGCCAUCGGCGGCCCAGGAGGGCGAGCAAUCCAGGGUCCAAUGUCACUGGCACUUCGGGGAGUAACAAUAGAAGACGCUGGCAAUUACACCUGCGUGGCCUCAAAUUCCGCAGGCCACGGAACUAGCAACGCAGUUCCCCUUACUGUUAAAUAUACGCCACAGUGUUCAAGGUCCACACCACGAGUCUUUGCGGCAUCCCUGGGCGAAGACGUUCGCGUGGAUUGCAUUAUGAACGCCGAACCAGCGGAGGUCGCUUUUUCGUGGACCAUUAACGGCACGUCUGGCCCACACGGACCACGAGGCCGCCCACUCUACAGUUUCACGCGAGAUGGUCUGAAGAGCACGUUGACCUACGUGCUUAAGUCGCCCGAAGACUACGGCACACUACGGUGCUCCGCCUACAACGCACUUGGAGAGGCAUCAACAUCGUGUUCCUUCCAAGUAGUACCAGCUACAGUUCAUCCACCAGCUUCAGCUAAAGGGGGGCAGUCGUUAAAUGGACCAGCAUCACCGCUCGCAAACUGCAGCAUCUGGAACGUGACUGCAUCUGCUGUACAAGUGACAUGCCUGCGAGAGCCGUGGUCGAGUACACGCUUGGCAGCAGAAGCACGGCCUCUGUCGCCAUCAGGACCAGUCCUUCCCGUCACGGCAUCGUCAAAUGGACGUACAGUGUGGCUCAGGGAUCUUGCUUCGGGUUCGCCUUUCGAGGUGUCAGUGUUCGCUGAACUAGGUGCUUCUGGUAGGACGCGCCUUGCUACAUUAACAACGCAUACGUUGCCUGCUGCCAGUGCUGCGGUCGAAUCAGCGGAACGUAGACGGCUGAAAACCGCCGGCAGCGCCCCUGCAAGCUCUCCUUCUCCUGGUGGCUGCUGCUCGCUAGCCGUGGCAUUAGGAGCUGGAGCAGGUGUCCUGCUUGCGUUGCCUGCCGCAGUGGUUGCCGCCCUCAGGUUACGGACGAGAUGUCCACGAAGAAAAAAACGGCGGCGGCGAAGAAGCCCAGAAAUAGAUGUUCCAAAAUGAAGUCCGGGAAGUAGAUGUUUUCAUCGUGGCCAAGUGCAGAUAAACCUGAAGGAAACUGUAUGAAGCAUCACAACGAUGUCUCACCAUGAGGGUGCCGUCCCAGGCGGAGCACCUGCAGAAAUCAUGUGCAGCGUCCAACCGCCACAGACAGACAAUGGAUGGAUGAAAUUUCUCUUCUGCCUCCCUCAAGUGUUCAUCGACAAGACACAAGGGUACCUUGCGCAUAGCACGCGACUAGACGUUCCCUCAGUCUAGUAGAUUACUGAUACGGUGCGUGAACUGACGUCGUGAGUGCCUAGUUUGAACCUUCUGUGACGUUGGCUGCUAAUGUGGCUCGUGUAGUCAUGCUGAAUUUUUUGACCUGUUGGACAAAACUUCGAUUUGUGGUGUACUAGCCGAGUUACGACCUUCACGACAACCACUAUUUACUGUAAGGACGAACUACGCGGUAUGAACUUGAAAGCUACACGAAGGGAGAAACUGCUUUUGAUCGACACUGAGAGAUACUAGUACACGAUUGACAAGGAGUGGACCAAUAACAAUAUGACUCUCGUCUUGUGACAGCCAUUAAGGUAUAGGAAGUUAUCAGUGCCGUUCAAAGCCUACUAUCGAUGAGGUGUCGUGCAGUGAUAUCUGUUGCUACUCUUAUCAGCCUUCGACGCAUACUAGACAACGUUAGUAAGGAAAGUAAAUUUUGAGUUUGUUUAAUCAAGCAAGUACACAUUAGUUUACCUCCUUCUCUUUUAACCAAUAACGCGUGAACUAACUUUCUGUUCGUCAGUUACAGGGUGGGCAGCACGUGGCGUCUCUAUGGCACUUUGCCGUAAGUUUUACAGGAAAGUCUAAAAAAGUGAGCUCCGAGGGUAACUGGAUUAGAUUGGAGAUCUGAGUUGUCGCCGGGAAAGCUUGCCAUGACAGUACGGAAUACGGCUUAUAAUUAAUGUGAAAGCUAAACUAAUCAUUCAACAAUACAAAACUUAAUUGAGCGACUGACGCCCUCUUCGCUUGUUUGGCACGGAAGACUGUGUUCCAGCCCAGCUACAUGUUGACAAGACUUUGUUCGCAAAAUCUGUAGUUCAACAACCUACAAACAGAGAAGAUGCAGCUCUAAAGGGAAGUAGAGAAACACUCUCACUCUGGCAACACUGUUUCGUAUCGUCCGUUUCAUUUUGUUUUCUCAAAAUGUUUUUCUCAAAUGUUUGUCAUUUUGUUUUCUCAAAAUGUAAUCCAUCACAAUUGAACUUCUGCAUGCAAUAAGAGGAUAAACGGACUCACCACACUACAUCGUUAUUGCUGCACCGACUGCUGUAUGAAACGCCUUUCCUACACAGUGACACAUCCGACAGUAUUUGUUACCUGACGUCACGAUCAGGCAAUAACGUACCAUCCCCACAGCAAACAUAUGUUACUCCUCACUUCCAUGGUCAUGCAGUGCAGUAUAUUAAAAGAGAGCCUGACCAUUACAAGGAGCCUAAAAAGGAGACUCGACCUGCCAAUCGAACUUGGGCACAUUUCACUAGUUGCCCUUUUCCAUGCGGGACGGCAUGACACCAAAAUUUCACAAAAAAAUGGAGGAUGGUGCUUAGAACGGCAAAGCGGAGGUUUCGCAACGAAAACUAUUCAUAGAUUACUCUAAUUUCGUUCUGUAAGUAUCUAUCCUCCUGUAUCUAACUGCAAAAUCAGCUUCAACUGUCGCUCUGGCAUCAUUACGUGAAAAUGACACAUUUCGUCGCUAACGUUAGGCCUAGUGAAGAUCGCGACCUCAAGAGAAUAGCAGGAAAGACGUCACUGAUGCGUAAUAUUUUGCAUUAUAUAAAUGAAUUUUAUUUAUACAUACAUCUUUGUCCACUUUUGAUUCCAUGUGCUUAUGUUGCGUGAUUUAGAAGUUCGUACAGGCAGCCGUCUGUUACGGAUAAGCGACUGUGCGUUCUCCUGGCCAAUCAUUUCUACCAACAACCAUUUCUGCAGUUCUGGGUCUUCCCAACAUGCCUCUCUCCAUGUAGAUGGCGUUGAUAAAGGUGGGCACAAAAUUCGUCGUUGUGAUCUGUCACCAGUGAUAUCCGUUUCAAUCUAAAUCAAUUCGAUUUCUUCAAAAUGAUGGCACCCAGUAAAUAUGGAUGCGGUAGAAGUACUGGAUGGCCUGCAGUAAUAGGGAACUGUAUUUCGACCUGUGAUUGGCUAGAUACAUCAAAACGUGGGUGGUGGCUCAGGUAUAUGCAGGUCCCAUGAAUGGCCAGACUCCCUUUUAAUACACGGCACUGUGGUCACGUGAACAAUGUACAUGGUCCUUAAAACUAAGUUGCCCUUGUUCAGUUGGCUUUUGAAUAGAGUGUUAGCAGACCGUCGAUAGCGUGACUUCCGAAGCACCGUGUCUACCCCGCCCAAUCAACUCAUACGAUUCUGAGUCAUGCACGCCGCCAUUGGUUCUAGUAGUUACGGUGACUUCACAGUAACGUUAUCAACUUUCUACUAACAAUAGCGGGUGAUAGUGGACCGCUUAUAACGUCUUGCCGUGCCAACCGGAACCAAUGACAGAGAGCGUGGCUCUGAAUCUUAUAUGCUGAUAGGGUGCGAUACACGCGGUAGCCUACUGUGCUACCGGUAGCGGUCUGCUAACACUUGCUCCUCUCUAUUGACAACGCGAUUAUCUUCCAAAGCGAAAGACACCGUAGUUGCUUUGCCAUACAUGGCUCAUUUAAUCCUGAUAGCGUCACGACCGUGUACUUAUUGAAGUUUCACUUGUAGAAACGCAUCUGUUCCUCUGCCUGAGGCUGCGUUCUCACCGAGUAACUUGGACCAACUCGAACCAACGUCUUAUGAUCACGUUCGAGACCGCGUUCGCAACUCGGUAGCUCCACCCAUAAGCAACCUUACGGCAAUCGGAGAGUGUGGGUUCGAAUCCAACUGAUGGUGCCUUUUCUUCAGCUGCUCUUAUUCAAACCUAGGUCAGUUCAUAUCGCCGGCAGACCAGCAGUAUCUUAAAAAGAAAGUUGGGCGAGCACGGUCGUGUCCGAGCCGUAGUUUUUUUACACGAAAACGUUACGAUCUCCGAUUCCGUUGCGGGAUUUUAGUGUAAGAAAUACAAUUCUGUAUUCAUUUAUUCGAGAGGAUAAGGGCUCACUAUGCGAGCCGGCAUUUGCCUCCGCCGCUAAUCAUCUUCGGUUACUCUCGUUGCUCUCCCGAUCGCUCGGAGCCACCAUUUCUUCUGAUUGCCGUUUUCUUCGUAUCUGAUCACAUUUUGGUUUCAUAUAUGCCGACAUUCUGGCUGAAUUUUAAUAUUUCAAUUCUGCAAAUUUAUAAAAUUUUUUGUUAUUGUUGCUGAAGCCGAUAUCGCUUAAAGUGCGCUUAGCACCUCUCCAGAGCUUUCCAACGGCACCUCGAUCGGUGUCCUAGCUGCAGGCGUUCGCGAGGUAGACUGCCCGCAAGGUACGCGUGCCACUAUGUUUUCGUUAAUAGAGAGUUAGUUACAAAAAAGUAUUUUUCAGCUACACCUGAAUUGUGAUGUGUGCAGGAUUUGAACCCAUGCCAGGUAGUGCGUCACGAACAAAAUCGCAUCACUCCAUCGGGAGUCACGUGACAGUGUUCCCCUUCACUGACUGGCCGGUGCAUGAGCAACUUCUCAAGAUUUCGCUCGGCGAGCGAUGCCCAGCAACUCCAGUUGGUGGGAUUUGUUGGUGUCAGCCGACUGCCAGCAACUCCAAAAUUGCUCAUAGUUGCUGGGAAAAGUGACCCCGUGUGAACGCAGCUUGAGGUGCGCUAGCAAGCAGUACUUCGCUACGCAGUUUUCACACGUCUGUCUGGCCAUACACUUUUGAGUGACAUACCCAAGACAUACUUACUGAAAUAGCUUCGCCGUAUGUUCGACUGUAGCUCUCCCGUAUUCCUGCAUAUCCCCUUGUUGCACACAGAGGUUCAAACACUGAGUGCAUUUUAGCUGAUGCCAUGUGAUUCGUUCUCAUCCGAGCUCUCAUUAGCUUUAUACUCAAUUUACAGCAAGAAAGAAACCCCAGAUAUGCACACAAGGAUUUCCAACAGCUGCUUUUAUGUCAUUUUCGUCUCCCCUGUUUUUCAACGAUUGUGUUUGUGAGAGGUCUAUCAUUGUGGGAGCUCUAAAAAAAACCUUUUGGUAUGUUUGUACUAUUUUGUGUGUUUUUCAACGUUGUACAAACAUACAAAAUAAUUUUAAGACCUCUCACAACGAUGGCGUUCAUAUCUAUGUUGUGUCGUGCUGUUCAACCUUCAUUCACUGUCUCCAAAAGGGGAAACAGAGGGCGGAAUAUUUCCUCUACCUUGCAUAUUCCUCUAUCUCGUGAGUUCGUACAAUCGCGUUCUGUAGGAAAUCGCGUGAGAAAUGCGAACAAAUCGGGUGCCUUACAUAACGAGCGCUCGGUUAGCAUGGGCUGGAGUUACGUCAAUGCGUUGUAAGUGAUGAGAGGACAUGAAAAGUUAUUGUGUAUCUGCUUACAUUAUAUUAUGUGUCAUUCCGGAGAAGGCAGCAAUACCAAAGCUAUAAAGACUUUUCUUCUUCGUU